AUGGAUGAUCACGAGAACCAUACUAGCAAGGUCGACGAGGUGAAGCAUGCGGAAUAUUCACGAGCUGUGUGCCCAUCUUGUUUCGACCUCAACGCUGCUCUCAUAGAUCCAGCCAGUGAUGACGUCAAACUUGAUCAGAACGAAUUCGUACUGUCGAUACGUCGCAACGAUGCACAGCUCAGGCGAGCGGCGGCUAGCGGUUGUGAAAGUUGCGCUGUCAUGAUCAAAGCUCUUGAAUACUAUAGCCUGAUUCCCCCAGCGUCGUCCCCUGUUGCUCACGAUGCAACUGAAAACUCCAACCUUCUGGGUCAAAGUCAUAAUGAAAGUGUACGACUCAAACUACGGCUUCCAAUCAGUCAGGGAAACCCAGAGAUAUUGCUUAGCAGUCCUGGUCUACCACAAAGAUUGCUUCAGUUCUACACCGACGAGGGCCAAGGACGAUCAUGGAAGACAAUUAUGCCCAUGUCAGAUAUUUGCAAUGAUAACCUAUCAAGACAAGGACUUGUUUUCAUUAACGCUUGUUUGAGGUUGUGCCAGGAGCAUCAUUCGCACUGCAAACAAGACGACCCCAGUAUGCCAACGCGUGUUUUGGAUAUCGGAACCGGUGACAAUACUAAAGUGCGUCUCAUCGAUACAAGACACAUUAAAACCGCAAAGUACACAGCACUAAGUUAUUGUUGGGGUAAGGAUCCUUCCAUCAAGACUAUAACUGAGAACCUGGAGGACGUGAAGUCUGGAAUUGCUCUUGAGAAAUUACCUGCAGCAUAUGUGGACGCAAUAGCGCUGACCAGACAGCUUGGUACGAGGUACAUCUGGAUAGACGCAUUGUGCAUAAUCCAAGACUCAAAAAGAGACUGGGAAAUCGAAUGCUCCAAGAUGGCCGACACCUACACAAACGCCUAUAUUACCAUUGGCGCUGCAUCUUCGUCAUCUGUGACGAAUCAUUUCCUAAAACCGCAACUCCGUCCGCCAACACAGAUGUCACACCGCAAACCAGAAGUUGUCACAUCGGUUUUGUCAGGCAGCCGUGGCGAGGAGCAGGUCUCAGUUAAGGCGAGGCUUAUGCAGGCAACCGGUGCCCACUGGUUGUGGCAAGACACGCGCAACGAUGAGCAGCCACUCAUAGAACCUCUCACACAGCGAGGCUGGACUUUGCAGGAGAAAGUCCUUUCAACGCGGUUUCUUUCGAUCUCUUUUAUGGAGAUGGUCUGGACCUGUAAAGAACAGAUAUUCUGCGAGUGCGGGUCAAGACUGAAUCAUCAACGCGAGUUUGGUGGUACCCCGCUGAGUCAGAUUUCACAACGCGAUGAAGCCUUCAACUUUUGGCACAAGAUUGUCGAAAACUACUCCAAGAGGAAGCUGACGAAAUCUGAUGAUCGACUUCCCGCGAUAUCGGCUAUAGCGGCUAUAGUGCAGAAGAAGAUAAGGUCAGAGUAUAUCGCCGGACUAUGGGCCGAUAAUAUUGAGCUUGAUCUUUUGUGGCGCCGAGCAGAACCAACAAGGGCGCACGCAGCCAGCUCGUGUUACAUUGCGCCAAGCUUCAGCUGGGCUUCAAUCACGGGUGAAAUCGAUUACAUGUGUUUCAGGAAUGGAAAAUGGCCUUAUGAGAAAGUGACAAUGGUUAUUGGGGUCACUUCAGAGACCGGACCUGAUGCACCGCUUGGGAGAGUCACUAGAAGCAAGCUUGUCUUACAAGGCCCAAUAUCUAAGGGAUAUGUCGAGCGACAGGAUUCACAUGGUUGGUUCAUCGUACGUGUUGGAAAGGCGCAUUCCAAGCUCCGCUACUAUUUUGUCUAG
This is a messenger RNA of Fusarium poae, 1797 nucleotides long. RefSeq lists its product as uncharacterized. The coding region runs from base 1 to 1797 and encodes 598 amino acids. The transcript has 5 exons. The record is from RefSeq and is a predicted model, not a curated record. NCBI's taxonomy places the organism in Eukaryota, Fungi, Ascomycota, Sordariomycetes, Hypocreales, Nectriaceae.